GCCCGACGACUUAUGUAUAUAGCUGCGUGUGCAUGUGUGCAGCCACGAGACGUUCUCAGUCAAAAGAGAGCGCCGGAGACUACUUGGAUUAUACGCCAGUGCGAGGUCGCUCUACCUGUAGUACUACAGGCACGGAAAUCGACGAGAGCCCCGAACUUCUUGGCCUGUGCUGCGCUGCGCUGUGUGCGUCUGCAUGAGCUGAACGGAACGGCAGCAGCAGCACCACCACCGUCCACCACCACCACCACAGCUACGGAUUUCGAAGCCGCCGCCGCCGACGACGACGACAACGACGAGAUCGCGCGGAUAUAUUGACAAGCUAGGCUGCUGGCUGCCUCUCUGCGUGUGCUGCCGUAGUGUGCUGCUGCUGUGUGCCGCGCGCGUGAAAGACGAGACCAAGACAGAGGAGAGAGAGAGGAGAGACACACAAGUCGAAAUAUAGACCGCGCUGUGCUGCUGCUGCUAUAUAACACAGCACGAGGCACACGACACUUUUUUUGACUCGCAUAAACACUUUUUUUAUAUUAUACGCGUAUAAUAUAACAUCGGUUAGCAACAACAACGACGACGACGACGAGGCUAAGUCAAUCAAGCUGCCACGAUGACGACGACGGAUAUCACUCAGUUCCAGCAACUGCUCGACACGCUCUUGAGCACCGACAACGAAGUCCGGGCCCAAGCUGAGGAAGCCUACAAAAAUAUUCCAAUUGAAGCCAAGGUUCAACUCUUGCUUCAAUUUAUAUGCGAUGGCUCAGUCCCUGACGAACUCAGAGGAAUGGCAGCUGUUUUGCUGCGACGACUAUUCUCUGCAGAGUUCACGGACUUUUACCCAAAAAUUGAUGAGAACGGUCAAGCAACGUUGAAACAACAAUUAUUGAUCGCUGUUCAAAAUGAACAAUCACCAAGACUGCGACGUAAAGUUUGUGAAGUAGUUGCAGAAGUGGCCAGAAACUUGGUUGAUGAGGAUGGCAACAACCGGUGGCCUGAAUUUCUGCAAUUCCUCUUCCAGUGUUUCAAUGGACCUAAUGCAUCACUCAAAGAAAGCGCACUCCGCAUGUUCACGUGCGUUCCUGGGGUGUUUGGCAAUCAACAACAAAACAACUUGCAAUUGAUUAAACAAAUGCUUUUAGUAUCAAUCAAUGAUACGGCCAACUAUGAUGUUCAAUUCCAAGCUGUAAGAGCACUUGGAGCAUUCAUCCAACUCCACGAAAAAGAGCCAAAUAUUCAGAAACAUUUUGCACAAUUAGUGCCACCCAUGGUGGUAGUAAUUGCUCAAUCAAUUGAAAAACAAGAUGAUGAUGCUUUACUUAAAGUUCUUAUUGAUUUGUCGGAAUCAGCCCCAAAAUUUUUGCGGUCAUCUCUUGAAGAAAUUAUGUCAGUUUGUAUGAAAGUAUUCUCCAAUGAAGAGGUUGAAGAUUCCUGGAGACAAUUGGCGUUGGAAGUUAUUGUUACUCUUUCUGAAACUGCACCAGCAAUGGUCCGAAAAGUUGGUGGAAAGUACAUAGAAGCAUUGGUACCAUUAGUACUGAAAAUGAUGGCUGAUCUGGAUGAAGAUCCAGAUUGGAGUGUUUCCGAUGAAGUUAUUGAAGAGGAUAACGACAGCAACAAUUUGGUAGCUGAAAGUGCUUUAGACAGAUUAGCUUGUGGUCUUGGUGGAAAAACCAUGUUACCACAUGUUGUUUCUAAUAUUCCUACCAUGUUAAGAAGCCCAGAUUGGAAAUACAGACACGCUGCUCUCAUGGCUGUUUCUGCUGUUGGUGAAGGUUGCCAUAAACAAAUGGAAAGUAUUUUACCACAGAUUAUGGAAGGAAUCAUGCAGUACUUACAAGAUCCGCAUCCAAGAGUCAGGUUUGCUGCUUGCAACGCAAUCGGUCAAAUGUCAACCGAUUUUGCACCUACUUUUGAAAAGAAAUUCCAUGAAGUUGUCAUUCCUGGACUCCUUCUCGUCUUGGACGAUGUUCAAAACCCUAGAGUGCAAGCUCAUGCAGGUGCUGCUCUCGUCAAUUUUAGCGAAGAUUGUCCAAAGCAUAUUCUCAUGCCUUACUUAGACGCUAUCAUGGCUAAGCUCGAAGAGAUAUUGACAUCCAAAUUUCAAGAGUUAGUUGAGAAAGGCACUAAAUUGGUUCUCGAACAAGUUGUCACAACAAUCGCCAGUGUUGCAGACACUUGUGAAGAACAGUUUGUAAAAUAUUAUGACAGAUUAGUGCCAUGUCUCAAGUACAUAAUUACAAAUGCAACUAGGCCAGAGCAUAAAUUAUUGCGUGGUAAAACCAUUGAGUGCGUCAGUUUAAUUGGUUUGGCAGUUGGAGCAGAAAAGUUCACUACUGAUGCUAGAGAAAUAAUGGAUUUACUUAUAUCAUCACACUCACAACUGCCGGAGGAUGAUCCCCAACUGAGCUACUUGAUAUCUGCUUGGGCACGUCUUUGCAAAAUCCUUGGAAAGCAAUUCGAGGUGUAUUUGCCUCUUGUGAUGCCAACUGUUCUACAAACAGCUGCUAUGAAACCAGAAGUGGCUCUUUUGGAUAAUGAAGAUAUGGAAGAUGUCGAAGGUGAUGUUGAUUGGCAAUUCGUCUCCUUGGGUGAACAACAAAAUUUUGGUAUCAAAACUUCUGGACUUGAGGACAAAUCGUCUGCCUGUGAAAUGUUGGUAUGCUACGCUCGAGAAUUGAAAGAAGGUUUUGCAGAAUAUGCCGAAGAAGUCGUGAGGCUGAUGGUACCAUUACUCAAAUUCUAUUUCCAUGAUGGCGUUAGAACCGCUGCUGCUGAAAGUUUACCACCUCUUCUCGAAUGUGCUAAAGUUAAAGGUCCACAGUAUGUAGAAGGUAUGUGGAACUACAUCUGCCCAGAUCUUUUGAAAGCAAUAGAUACUGAGCCAGAAGCAGAUGUUUUGUUGGAAUUGUUAUAUUCUUUGGCCAAAUGCAUUGAAACUCUUGGAGCUGGUUGUUUGCCUGCAGAACCAAUGAACGAAUUACUGCGCAUUCUUGAAAAACUGUUUAAUGAGCAUUUUGAAAAAGCCGUUGCUCGUUUAGAAAAACGCAAAGACGAAGAUUACGACGAAAUUGUUGAGGAGCAAUUGGCUGAUGAAGAUACAGAAGACAUCUAUACUCUCAGCAAAAUCGCUGAUAUUUUCCAUGCCUUAUUCAUCACUCACAAAUCCGCCUUUUUCCCAUACUUCGAUCGAAUGGUGCAAUAUUUUGUAAAAUUAUUACAACCUGAUAGGCCAUGGUCUGAUAGACAGUGGGCAUUAUGCGUUUUUGACGAUGUAAUCGAAUUCGGUGGUCCUGAAUGCUAUAAGUAUAAAGAUUGUUUCCUUGAAUUUAUGAUUCAAUACGUAACUGAUAAAUCUGCAGAAGUCAGACAAGCUGCAGCGUACGGUUGCGGCGUACUUGGUCAAUACGGUGGCGAAGCAUUUGCCCCAGCUUGUGCUCAAGCAAUUCCCAAACUCAUAGAAGUGAUACGCGAUCCAGAGUCUAGAACCCCUGAAAAAAUCAAUCCAACAGAAAAUGCUAUAUCAGCCGUCACUAAAAUUCUCAAACACAAUAACAAUGCCAUCAAUGUGGAUGAAAUUUUACCACUUUGGUUAUCUUGGCUGCCAGUCACAGAAGAUGAAGACGAAGCACCACAUGUAUAUAGUUACUUGUGUGAUUUAAUAGAAGCGAAUCAUCCAGUUGUGCUAGGACCAAAUAACACAAAUCUACCAAGGAUCAUUUCCUACUUUGCGGAGGCUCUAGUGAGAGAAGUGGUAGCUCCUGAGAACCCAACUUACAGAAGGAUGCUCGAUAUUGUUCGACAAAUUGAGAGGAGCAACCAAGCAUUUUUCAACGCGUGCAUUCAAAAUCUAACGGAAUUACAAUGGGCGACAUUACAGGAAGCCGUCGCGAAACCAACGAAUUGAAACAUACAUUAAGAAAUCACUUUUAAAGCCUUGGCUUACGAAAACAAAAUUUUUCCGGUUUUAAUGUAUCAUAGAAUUUGAUAGAUGAAAAAAAUUAUUUUGUGGAUUAUUCGUACGCCUAAUAAAUUAAAUUGAUUUUUUUGCUUAUAAUAGGUAAACCAUAUACGAUGUACCUACUUGAAGCAAAAAGUGUUUGUAAAUUUUAUGUCUCGAUUUAAAAAUGCCUAAGCAACUAGUAUACAAUAAUACUACUUCAGGUUCGAAAAAAAUAAUCGAUAUUGAUGUAAUAAUUAUUUAUUAUAUCUUUAUCUUUAUUAAUAUACUGUUAUUGUUGAUUAAAUAUUUCUCUUUGAUGAGUAAGUGGCAAAAGUUUCUCUCUUGGUGAUAAAGAGUUCUUGUCACAAUAACAGUCUCCAAAAGUCUAAAUUCAUUGACGUUUAUAAAUUCUUGUAUUUAUUUCGAUUGAGCUGAAAAGCCGGAGUAAUUUUUACGCGAUUUAUGUUUCUAUUAUAGAGAAAUAGUAUUUUUUGUAAAAAAAAUUAAUUAAAAUAUAAAAAAGAAAUAAUUCUACGUAAAUUGAAGUUUCUGAUAGAAUUGCGCUGAAAUCAGUUUUUAUUACUUUACUGUUACUUUUGUGAUUGGUUUUUUUAUAUUGUGCUUUUUUGUAUAAAUUUUUUUUUAUUUAAGUUGCGACCUUGAACUCAUGAUGAGCUUACUAAUUUCUUUUGCAAAUGUACACUUAAAUACCGAUUACCGAUAUACAUACCACUCGACUUUUAUAAAUUAUAGUGCGCCUCGAUAUGAAGAAACCGAGAUCAUUAAUACAUUAUUAAAAUUUACGAGUUCAGUGAAGUCUCAAUUUAACAGAAUGCCAUGAUGAAACGUGUUUGCCAUUGCACUAAGAGAUGACAUUGAACAUUGUGAUUUAGAUAUUUUAUCUUUAAAUUUAGAUACCUAUCCAAUAAAUGUUAUAAAAUGAUAAAUGUAAAGAACUACGACUGAUUUUUUAAUGAAAAGGGGUGAUUUAUUAAGGCAGAAAGUAUACCGUUUAUGUUGACAUAGUGCCUCUAUAACAAUUAUCUUCUUGAAAAUAAAUAAUAAAAAUGGCAAUGAAUUAAAAGUUCAAAGCACUAAUCGAAGAUAAUACUUAAAAUUAUUUGUUCCAUUUACCUACAUAAUGAAAAUAGAUUCAAAUCAACAUACGUUUUUGGUGCUGUGCACUAAUUUUUUCAAGUUUAUCACUUUUACAGUAAAAUAUAAACAGCAAAUAUUGCAAGAAACUUGUUUCAAAUACAUUACCAAAAUAUGACGUUAAAAGUAACCAAGACGUGUAUGAAGUGAGUGAAUUCAUAUUUUAACUAUGCUUAUUGGUACUAAAAAAUAUUUCUUUCAUACCGCAUAUUUGUGAAAACGAAUCAAUAUAUUUUUUUAAUAAAAAAUUAUUUAUGGGAUCAUAAAAAAUAAAUUAACAAAGUUACAAAAUGAAAAUAGCAAAGUGAGAUAAUUGAAAAAAUUAACAUAAAAUAAGAUAUCCAUAAAAUACGAUAGUUAAAUUGAUAAUGCGUCUUCUAGAAUAAAUUUAGUGGCAAUUCUAUCUAUGUACAUAUGAAGAAAAAAUCAAGUCGAUUUAAUUGUAAUGCAUUAUAAACUCCAAUAAUUCAGAUGCGCGACAAAUGGAUAUUCGAAGUGAAACCUGCAAUUUUCGUCAAACUUCGAUUUUAUUCACAUUAUAUUCGAACGUAUGUCACCCUAAAUAUAAAGAUGAAAAAUAUGUUGAAUAUUUUAUAUUUAAUACUGACGUCGAUAUCACUGUUUAAGUUUUUGAUGUUACUUUAAGCAAUAAUAACUGUUUGGGAUAAUAAUCAUGCCGCUUUUUUUGCAAAAAUCACAUGGUGAAUCUCCGAGUUGUACCAUUGCUAUUAGCUCUCAAUUUGCUGAUUUUAACUUUGCUUGAUGCGAGGACUACUUGUACAUAUUGAAACGAUGUUGUAAUGACUGUAUUAAGUGCGAUCGAGGGUAAACAGUUAAUACUUAUAAAAAUAGAAUUGUGCGAAAGGAAGGAGAAAUUUUUUUUAAUACUACGAACGUUGAAGCUUAAAAUCUUGAAAAUCUAACAAAAAAAAAUGUAAUCCCCGAUAUACAUUAUAGUUGAAUCUUGAAUGAAUUAACAGGCAUUUUAUUGAGAUGUUGACCUCCGUAAUUUUUCUUUUAUGUUUACGUCUCGAUUAUUGUAAAUAUUGAUAAAAGUGUUGAUGCAAAACUAAAAUCGAAUUUAUAUCGUUAAUUAAUAUCUUUUUCACGAUUGUAAUAGUGAUGAAUCUCAUCAGCAGUUAAUUAUUAAAUUUAAUAAUAGUUACAACAAUCGAAAAGUUGAUAUUACCACAUUAGUAGAUAUGUUACGCAAUUAUGUUUAAUUCAUUACGAGAGAGGUACUUUUUAAAGAGUAUUCAUCGGCGUAUCUUCACUUGUUGAAAACUAAAAUUACUUUUUAAUUUUUUUUACGCAUUAUCUUUAAACAUACGAAAUUUAAAUCAUAUAAGCAUUGUUUGAUUUCAUUAUGCAUCGAAAUAAAUAAAACAAUCGUAUUAUA
This is a messenger RNA of Trichogramma pretiosum, 6485 nucleotides long. It is a transcript of the gene Karybeta3, whose product is annotated as importin-5. Gene Ontology annotation, molecular function: protein binding; nuclear import signal receptor activity. The transcript is spliced from 8 exons. NCBI's taxonomy places the organism in Eukaryota, Metazoa, Arthropoda, Insecta, Hymenoptera, Trichogrammatidae. Gene Ontology annotation, biological process: protein import into nucleus. Gene Ontology annotation, cellular component: nucleus; cytoplasm. The coding region runs from base 602 to 3895 and encodes 1097 amino acids. The record is from RefSeq and is a predicted model, not a curated record.